AUGAGUGCCGGUACCGUACCGUCGAUGGCCUUGUUAGCGUCGCAGGAGCAGCCGUCGGGGCGCUCGACAAGGUUGUCUCCUCCAUGUCGGGCGGCGGGGAGCGGCGUCCCGGGCAGCGCCAAAUGUGCGAGGCGGUCGCCGUUGCCCUCGAUGAGGACCGGCAUCUGGUGGUCUCGGCCGGCACCGGAACCGGCAAGUCGAUGGCUUAACCGACCUCGCGCCGAUUGCGGCGAGCGGCAAGAAGGCUGUCGUCGCCACGGCCACAAAGGCCCUCCAGGACCAGCUUGUCAACAAGACCUGCCCCAACUGGCGCAGGCCCUGGGCAAGCCGCUGCGGUUCGCGGUGCUCAAGGGCCGGUCGAACUACAUCUGCCUCAAGAAGCUCGGUGAUCUGUCCUCGGCCGCCUCCAGCGAGCAGGGCAGGCUGAUCGAGGCCCGCUCGGCUGAGGAGGCCGGCCGGAUCCGCGAGGAGGUCGCGCGGCUGGCCGACUGGGCCGCCGAGACGCCGGAACGUGCGAACCGGGCCGGUCUCGACUUCGAGCCGUCCCCCCGGGCCUGGGAAGGGGUGAGCGUCUCCGGACGGGAGUGCCCGGGGGCGAACAACUGCCCGUCGGGGCGUAGUGCUCGGCCGAUGCGGGGCCAUGAACGCUGCAGCGACGUCGACGUGCUGGUCGUGAACACCCACCUGUACUGCCUGCACGUGUUCACCGACGCCGAGAUCCUCCCCGCUCACGACGCGUGUGUGCGCAAUUCGAGGACGGCCGGCGAGGUGGACGGCGCCGGCAACAUGCUUCGCGCCGCGCUGCGCUCCUAUCGCGACACGCUGCUGUCUCCCGUUCCCGACGAGCUGGUGGAUCUCGCCGUUCUGUGCCGGGGGCGCCUCGACGCUGCUGAUGCCGAGGUCCGCGAAGCGCCCGGCGACGAGACCCGGCAGAGGAUGCCCGGCAUGACUCCCAUAGCCGGCCUCGCGCCGCAAAGACCUCGCUCGGGCAUCGAACCACUGAGAUCACGAGGACGCGGUAAACUGAUGCUGCCGGUUCGCGCGACCGAGGAGGAGAGCUGUCUGUUCGCGACCAUGGGCAUGUGGCAGGGCGUGGACGUGCCCGGCCGGUCGCUGUCGCUCGUCGUCGUCGACCGCAUCCCGUUCCCCGCCCGCGAAGCCGACUGA
Molecule: messenger RNA, 1167 nt
Organism: Geodia barretti
Lineage: Eukaryota; Metazoa; Porifera; Demospongiae; Tetractinellida; Geodiidae
Source: the annotation of a GenBank genome assembly